AUGAUGGAUAUGUUUAAAAAAAUGGAAGAUAGUUUCAGUGAAAAAUUAAAAGCUGUUACCUCAGAAAUACAUCAUUUAGGAGAUAGGGUCUGUGCAUUGGAAGAUAAUCAAGAAAUAAAUGAAAACCGGUGGACUGAAUGUUGGAAAUUCCAAAGAUCGCAGACAGAAGCUAUUUUGUCCUUACAAAGGAAACUAGACAAUAUCGAUAAUCGGGGAAGACAAAAUAAUCUACGGAUAAGAGGGGUUCCUGAAACCAUGCAGGAUGAAAGAGAAGACCCUACAAAGAUUCUUAUUCGUAUCUUCAAUCAGAUUUUAGGAAGAUCUUCGGACUCUAAGAUUAAGCUUGAUAGAGCACAUAGAGUAGGAAGACCAAGAAAUCCACCACAAGAAAAUCCUCGAGAUUUAAUCUGCUGCAUCCACAACUUUUUAUUAAAAGAAGAGAUAGUACAGAAAGCCCAACUUAUGAAGGAAAUUAGAUGA
Molecule: messenger RNA, 480 nt
Organism: Pelobates cultripes (western spadefoot toad)
Lineage: Eukaryota; Metazoa; Chordata; Amphibia; Anura; Pelobatidae
Source: the annotation of a GenBank genome assembly